Messenger RNA from Perognathus longimembris pacificus (Pacific pocket mouse), 1773 nucleotides. It is a transcript of the gene Nrbp2, whose product is annotated as nuclear receptor binding protein 2. NCBI's taxonomy places the organism in Eukaryota, Metazoa, Chordata, Mammalia, Rodentia, Heteromyidae. The transcript is spliced from 18 exons. Gene Ontology annotation, cellular component: cytoplasm; endomembrane system. The coding region runs from base 160 to 1659 and encodes 499 amino acids. The record is from RefSeq and is a predicted model, not a curated record. Gene Ontology annotation, molecular function: ATP binding; protein serine/threonine kinase activity. Gene Ontology annotation, biological process: protein phosphorylation; endoplasmic reticulum to Golgi vesicle-mediated transport; intracellular signal transduction.
CGCCAGCCGCACGGCCCAUUCCCGGGCCGCGCCGGGGCUCGAGGCGGCGGCUCCGCUGGGUUCCGGGCUGGGCAGCCGGGCGCAGGUCCAGGGCCCAAGGGGCCGAGCGGCGCCAGGCAGCGGAUCGCGCGGAGGGCGGUGGCCUGGGCCCGCCGAGCCAUGGCGGCUCCGGAGCCGACGCCGAGGCGGGGCCGCGAGCGGGAGCGGGAGGACGAGAGCGAGGACGAGAGCGACAUCCUGGAGGAGAGCCCGUGCGGCCGCUGGCAGAAGCGGAGGGAGCAGGUGAACCAGGGGAACAUGCCCGGGAUCCAGAGCACCUUCCUGGCCAUGGACACGGAGGAGGGCGUGGAAGUGGUGUGGAAUGAGCUCCACUUCGGGAACAGGAAGGCCUUCGCGGCCCACGAGGAGAAGAUCCAGACCAUGUUCGAGCAGCUGGCACUGGUGGACCACCCCAACAUCGUUAAACUGCACAAGUACUGGCUGGACGCCUCCGAGGCCCGCGCCAGGGUCAUCUUCAUCACGGAGUACGUGUCCUCCGGCAGCCUCAAGCAGUUCCUCAAAAAGACCAAGAAGAACCACAAGGCCAUGAACGCCCGGGCCUGGAAGCGCUGGUGCACGCAGAUCCUGUCUGCGCUCAGCUUUCUGCAUGCGUGCAGCCCCCCCAUCAUCCACGGGAACCUGACCAGUGACACCAUCUUCAUCCAGCACAACGGCCUCAUCAAGAUCGGCUCUGUGUGGUACCGAAUCUUCUCCAAUGCGCUCCCCGAUGACCUCCGCAGCCCCAUCCGGGCCGAGCGCGAGGAGCUGCGGAACCUGCACUUCUUCCCUCCGGAGUAUGGCGAGGUCAACGACGGGACCGCCGUGGACAUCUUCUCCUUUGGGAUGUGCGCCCUGGAGAUGGCCGUGCUGGAGAUCCAAGCCAACGGGGACACCCGAGUCACAGAAGAGGCGAUUGCCCGGGCCAGGCACUCCCUGAGUGACCCCAACAUGCGGGAGUUCAUCCUCUCCUGCCUGGCCCGAGACCCCGCCCGCCGGCCCUCCGCUCACAACCUCCUCUUCCACCGCGUGCUCUUCGAGGUGCACUCGCUGAAGCUGCUGGCUGCGCACUGCCUCAUCCAGCACCAGUACCUCAUGCCUGAAAACGUGGUGGAGGAAAAGACCAAAGCAAUGGACCUGCACGCGGUCCUGGCUGAGAUGCCGCAGCCCCACGGCCCCCCCAUGCAGUGGCGGUACUCAGAGGUCUCGUUCUUGGAGCUGGACAAGUUCCUGGAGGACGUCAGGAAUGGCAUCUACCCGCUGAUGAAUUUCGCGGCUGCGCGGCCCCUGGGGCUGCCUCGGGUGCUAGCCCCACCCCCGGAGGAAGCCCAGAAGGCCAAGACCCCGACGCCGGAGCCCUUUGACUCUGAGACCAGGAAGGUGGUCCAGAUGCAGUGUAACCUGGAGCGCGGCGAGGACCAGGCGCGCUGGCACCUCACGCUGCUCUUGGUGCUGGAGGACAGGCUGCACCGGCAGCUGACCUACGACCUGCUCCCAACUGACAGCGCCCAGGACCUGGCAGCAGAGCUGGUGCACUACGGCUUCCUGCAUGAGGACGACCGGGCAAAGCUGGCCGCCUUCCUGGAAAGCACCUUCCUCAAGUACCGGGGGACCCAGGCUUGAGCCGCGCAGCCCUGGAAGCCCGGCGAGGCGUCGCUGCUCGGGGUGCCCCCACCCCCAGAUGCCCUCAGCGUGCCUCCCGAGUGAAGGAAUCCUGGGCCUGCUGGUGAGGGCCCC